CUGUGUCGAGUUAUCUAAGUUUUAUAACAGUUCGAUUUUUAGUAUUUGAAAUUUUAAUUUAAAAUUUUAAUCUCCCGUUGAUGAAUCAUUGAAAAUGUCAUUUACACAUUUCAAUUUUUACAAUACAAUAUGUGUAUUACUUUUCGAAGAGAAAAAAGAGCCCUUGUCUUGCUUAAGUUGACCAUCAGAAAAUGUUUCUGUUCCUUUAGAGAAACGAGACGUGUUAUGAACAGUUUGGGGCCAGUAAUUUUAUGUGGGAAAGGAUUAACAAUAGAAAAUGUGAUUGCAGUUGCUCGCUAUAAACAUUCAGUAGAACUAACAAAUGAUUAUUCUAUACUUAAAGGAAUGAUUGAUUCUUGUGAGUAUAUAUUAAAAAUUGUGAGUGAAUCUCAGGUGCUUUAUGGUGUAACAACACUAUUUGGCGGCAUGGCACAUCGAUCAAUCUCAAGUAGUGACGCUAGUGAAUUACAAGAAAAUUUAAUUUGUACCCUUAAAACCGGUGCUGGUUCAUUUAUACCCUUAGAAGAUUCAAGAGCAGCAAUGUUAUUAAGAGCGAAUUCACAUUUACUAGGUGUAAGCGGUAUACGUAUGGAGAUAACAUCGCGUUUGUUAAAAUUUAUUCAAGACAAUGUUACACCUUUAAUACCCGAAUUUGGUUCUAUUGGCGCAUCUGGUGACUUAGUGCCCUUAACCUAUAUUGCGGGUUCCAUAUAUGGUAUAAAUGAAAGUUUUCAUGUUGAUUUUUGUGGUAGAAGAAUGAAUGCUCUUGAUGC
This is a messenger RNA of Didymodactylos carnosus, 773 nucleotides long. Lineage: Eukaryota; Metazoa; Rotifera; Eurotatoria; Philodinida; Philodinidae. The record is from the annotation of a GenBank genome assembly.